UGUGUGUGAGUGUGUGUGAGUGUGUGUGUAUGGUGUGUGUGUGAGUGAGUGUGUGUAUGUAUGUAUGUGUGUGUGUGAGUUUGUGUGUGUGUCUAAGUGUGUGUGUAUGGUGUGUGUGUGAGUGAGUGUGUGUGAGUGUGUGUGUGUGUGUGUGUGUGUGUGUGUGUGAGUGAGUGUAUGUAUGUGUGUGUGUGUGUGUGUGUGUGUGAGUGAGUGUGUGUGUGUGUGUGUGUGUGUGUGUGUGUUUGGACUUUGGAGUGUUUGAGUAACUGGUGACUGGAACUGAUCAGUUUGGGUGAAAAUGGACAGAAUAUUUGUGCUUGUUUUAUUUUCUCUGGUUUUUAUUUUAAUUUCAGAUUUAUGGAUCAAAACUGCAGUUUCAGUGUUUGUAUCGAGGGAAGCGGCCCAGUCGCUCCUGUCCAGACACAAGCGCUACAACACCGGAGGUCUGGAGGAGAUGAAGGCUGGAAAUCUGGAGCGGGAGUGUAUCGAGGAGAGGUGCAACCUGGAGGAGGCUCGAGAGGUGUUCGAAAACGAGGAGAGAACUAUGGAGUUCUGGGCCGGUUAUAUCGAUGGGGAUCAGUGUUUAUCCUCUCCAUGUCAGAACGGUGGGAAGUGUACCGAUGCCAUGAGUGCCUACGUGUGCUGGUGUCCCAUCGGCUUCAUCGGGAAGAACUGUGAGUUCGAGAUGGCGCGACAGUGUGACGUGAAUAACGGAGGCUGUCAGCACUUCUGUUAUCUGGAUAAAAUUGACGGCGUUCAGUGUGACUGCGCUAACGGAUACAAACUCGGCAUGAACAGAAGAAGCUGUGAACCAUUCGACGAGUACCCGUGUGGGCGUUUGGCUCAGAACAUCGCUGACGUUCUCGCUUCACGAACUUUAAUCAGUGAAGAAACUGUAAACCAGAUUCAUUCAGUCGAAGCGGCGAACGUGACCGAGCAGAACUUCACGCUGCUGAACAUCACCAACAUCACCAACACCACCAACACCACCACCAGAAGCACCACCACCAACAGCACCAACAUCACCAACACCACCAGCAGCAGCACCAGCAGCACCACCACCAGACCAACAUCUGGAGACGAUUACUGGGCGUUUUUCCCGACUCUACCCACCGUCACAGAGGAGAAACAGGAACGCCAGCGGAUCGUCGGAGGGUUUGAAGCAACUCCUGGAGAGAUACCCUGGCAGGUGGCGCUGGUACAAAAGGGCAGUGACCUUGCGUUCUGUGGAGGAUCACUCCUGAGCAGCACAUGGGUCAUCACUGCCGCCCACUGUCUGAUUGAAGGAGGGGUGGGAUCCUUUUUUGUACGAGUAGGAGAACACAACGUUAAAAUUAAAGAAGAGCAUCAGAGCGAUCACGAUAUAGAGAAACAUCUCAUCCAUCACAGCUACAACUACCACCAUGGGCACAACCACGACAUCGCCCUGCUGAAGCUCAGAACGCCCGUCACCUUCUCCGACUACGUAAUUCCCAUCUGCCUCGGCCCCAGACUCUUCACGGAGAACGCACUGAAGAAGGCGCCGCACUCCCUGGUGAGCGGGUGGGGCCGGGUGCGAUACGGAGGCCUGGUGUCCGACACCCUGCAGAAGGUGGAGGUUCCUUACGUGGACCGAACCGAGUGCAAGGGCAGCGAUAAGAUCUCACGCUUCAUGUUCUGCGCCGGGUACAACACCGUCCAUAAGGACUCGUGCCAGGGGGACAGCGGCGGACCUCACGCCACCAAACACGAGGGCACCUGGUUCCUGACGGGGAUCAUCAGCUGGGGGGACGAGUGCGCUAAAGAGGGGAAGUACGGCGUCUACACCCGCCUGUCCAGGUACAUGAACUGGAUCACCAACGUCACGGGGAUCAGAGCUGGACCGUGAGGUUUAUCCAAUAAAACCUAAAUAUCCACGACUAACUGUUCAACAAUAAACUAAAACCUGGUUAAUUAAGAUCUCAGUUCAUGCUGGACGAUGCUGUGGACACUAUAUGGCCAAAAGUAUGUGGACACACGAUUAGGAGCUUGUAGGACCUCCUGGUUCUAAAUUAUGAGCAUUAUUAUUAGGAACACCAGCCUUCACUCUUCUGGAAACGUUUUGUAAUAGCUUUUAGUGUGUGUCAAUUGGAAUGUAUGACCACUCAGACAAUAAAGCAGUUGUAAGAUCUGGCAGUGAUGUUGGUGAGAAGUCCUGGCUCACAGCUGACAUUCUAAUUCAUAACAAAAGUGUUUACUUGGAGCUCGUCCAGACCAAACUCGAACCAUUUAAACCACUUCAUCUCUCUCACUGUCCGACUGUCUGAUUUACUCUGUAUUUUAUUCUUUUAUAUAUUUUUGCUCAGAUCGUUCUGGACUCAAACUGACCACAAUAACUGAUGUGACCAAUCAGGAAGGGAGGGAAUACUUUAUAAUGCCGCUGUAUUAAAAUGAAAGAAGAAUUUAAGAAAGGAAGGCAGUCUGGAUCUCAGUGUUAAUUAUUAAUAAAUAAAUAAAAGAUUUUAGCUGGUGUGUGUAAAUAA
Molecule: messenger RNA, 2504 nt
Organism: Trichomycterus rosablanca
Lineage: Eukaryota; Metazoa; Chordata; Actinopteri; Siluriformes; Trichomycteridae
Gene: f9b
Product: coagulation factor IXb
Exons: 8
Coding region: 302-1870 (522 amino acids)
Biological process (GO): proteolysis; blood coagulation
Cellular component (GO): extracellular region
Molecular function (GO): serine-type endopeptidase activity; calcium ion binding
Source: RefSeq, a predicted model, not a curated record